GCCAAACAGAGAUAUGGGAAUUUUCACAAUGCUCUCGACCCCACUCUGCCUCCCGUUUUUCUUCCUCUGCCUUAAAACUACCUUCGCAUCCUCUUUACGUGCUUCUUCCUUCUCAACAACACGUCUCUGCUCUCAUGAGGAGGCUGCUGCUUUGUUGCAAUUCAAGACUUUCUUUUCCAUCAAUUACACUGUUUGUUAUACUAAUUAUUCUAGGACUGAGUCUUGGAAGGAAGGUAUAGACUGCUGCUCCUGGGAUGGGGUUAGCUGUGAUAAUGUCACAGGUCAUGUAAUUGCCCUUGAUCUCAGCUUCGAUUGCCUUUCUGGCACCUUUCCUUCGAACAGCACUCUUUUUCUCCUCAAAAACCUAGAGAGCCUCAAUCUUGCCUCCAAUGAUUUUAGGCUUUCCAAGAUUCCACCAGAAAUCAGUCAGUUUACUAGACUAAAGCAUCUUGAUAUCUCUGAUUCUCAAUUUUCGGGCCAAGUUCCAGCAGAAAUUGCUCACCUCCCCAAGUUAGUUUCUCUCAAUCUCUCUGAUUUGUUCACUUCUGAUUCUGAUAAAUUGAUCCUUGAAACAACUACCUUGAGAAAUCUUGUUCAGAAUUUGAGUGAAGUGAGAGAAAUUGUGCUUAGCGGAGUGAACAUGGCAUCUGUUGAUCCUUGUUUCUUCAUGAAUCUCUCUUCUUCAUUGACUACUCUUCAUCUUUUGGGUUGUCAAUUCAGAGGAAACUUUCCAAACAGUAUUUUCUGCCUUCCAAAUCUCAACAGGUUUUGUUUAAGUGGAAAUCGAAACCUCACUAUUGAUCUUCCAAGUUCCAAUUGGAGCAGUCCUCUCCAACGGUUGUAUUUAUAUGAUAUGCAUUGUGGAAGGCGAUUGCGAGAGUCUAUUGGAGAUCUAAAGUCAUUACAGUCUCUGACACUUGGCUGCAACUUGGAAGGUUCCAUUCCAGCUUCCAUAGGGAACUUAUCUCAACUUACUUACUUAAGCCUCUCUUAUAACAAUCUUAGCGGACAAAUCUCAUCAUCACUUGCAAACCUCACCCAACUUACCUCUGUUGACCUUUCCAAUAAUCAGUUUUCUGGUCCCAUUCCAGCUUCCAUAGACAAUAAUCUGUCCUUGAGAAUGAAUGUCACUGCCAACUUCACAUUACCCAAACUAACUGAUGUUUCUUUUUCUUCUUGUAACUUGAGUGAAUUCCCCAAUUUCAUUAGACAUUCAAAUGGUCUGCAAAGCCUAGUGCUAUCCAAAAAUAGCAUUCAUGGAAAUAUUCCCGAAUGGAUAUGUGAAAAGGAUGAUCUCCAAAUUCUUGACCUUUCUCAUAACAAUUUAAUCGGGAAGAUUCCAAAUUGUCUUCCUAAGUCUCUCUCAGUGUUGAAUUUGCAGGCCAAUUACUUUGAUGGAAAUAUACCAUUUGGGUUUCCAGAGGGCUGUGGAUUACGAAAUCUCAACUUACAUGGAAAUCAAAUGGACGGGCUAUUACCAAGGUGUUUGGUGAAUUGUAGCAUGUUAGAGGUUCUAGACAUUGGCAACAACAGCAUAGAGGAUACAUUUCCUCAUUGGUUGGAAUCUCUACCAGAGCUUCAAGUGCUUGUCUUAAGGUCCAACAAGUUCCACGGUUUUGUGCAGAGCACCAAAGAAAGUCCAUCUUUUCUUAGGUUACGAGUUUUGGACCUCUCCAACAAUGAUUUCCUUGGUCCUUUGCCUGUUCGGUACAUUGAAAAUUUUAAAGCGAUGAUGGACCUUUAUAGAGAUGAGGGUUCUCCUGAAUACAUGAAUGUCGGUUCUUAUCAAUAUUCACUGGUUGUGACAUGGAAGGGAGCCGAGCGUGAACUGCAGAAAAUCUUGACCGUAUUCAGUAGUAUUCAUCUCUCAAAUAACAAGUUUGAGGGAGAAAUUCCAGAUGUUAUGGGAAAGCUUAGUUCUCUCAAAGGGCUUAAUCUUUCUCAUAACAACCUUAUUGGUCAUAUUCCACCGUCACUAAGGAAUUUGACAAAUCUGGAAUGGUUGGAUCUCUCUUCCAACGAGCUGGCGGGGAAAAUUCCUGAUGAAUUGGUAUCUUUGACACAACUCUCUGUAUUGAAUCUUUCAAAUAAUCAUCUUGUCAGGCGCAUACCACAGGGCAAUCAGUUCAACACCUUUGGAAAUGAUUCUUAUGAAGGAAACCCUGGACUGUGUGGAAUUCCAUUAUCAAAAUCUUGUGAUGGAAAUGGGACACAGUCGAGCUCCUUCCAAGAAAAAGAUGAGUUGUGGAGAUUUGGCUGGAGAGUUGUGGUGUUAGGCUAUGGAUGUGGAGUUGUUUUUGGACUGCUGAUGGGAUAUCUUGUCUUCCGAACAGGAAAACCAAAAUGGUUUGUGUCUUUAUUUGAUGGCCGACCAAGUCAAAGUGGAAGGAAGAUGAGGAAAGCCAAAAGACUUGUUCAAAGAAGAAGGUAGUUGCAAAGUUUGUGAGCUGAAUCGUUGGUUAGUGUUCUUUCCCUGUUAUCCACAAGCUGCUGCAUCUUUAUAAUGUUAAGCUAUUGCUUUAUUUCAUUAUUUUUGCAGUUUUAAGAUUUCUGACCUAGUUCCCUCUAUUUGUCUCAGAGCCAUUUUAUGGUACAAUUUGCUUAUACAAUAGGGAGAGGAGAAAAUUUGUCAGAAGAUUUCUAUUUUAGCAUUCUACCAACUGAAAUGCAGGAUGUAAGCCUUAAAACUAAUUUAGCAUUAAAUUCUUUGGUGCUUUGGUUUUUCACAUUGAUGACUUAAAAAUCCACUCUUUCUCAUUUACCUGGACAGACUAAUAAAGUAUCUUCAGAACC
Messenger RNA from Rubroshorea leprosula, 2793 nucleotides. Lineage: Eukaryota; Viridiplantae; Streptophyta; Magnoliopsida; Malvales; Dipterocarpaceae. The record is from the annotation of a GenBank genome assembly.